UGGUAAUUCUACCCGCUACAUUCACAGAAGCCCAAGACACAUGCAUGAAUACGCUCAAGAUGGCAUGACAUACGUGAGAUCUUAUGGACGCCCUGACUUAUUUAUUACUUUCACGUGUAAUCCAUCUUGGCCAGAGAUAGAAGAAGAACUUUUAUUCGGACAGACACCCAGCGAUCGUCAUGAUUUAAUAGCAAGAGUGUUCAAACAAAAACAAAUGAAGUUAAUCCAUGUAAUAAAUAAUUGUCAUGUAUUUGGAGAAACACGAUGCUGGCUCUACUCAAUUGAAUGGCAGAAAAGAGGACUUCCACAUUCCCAUAAUCUUAUUUGGCUGAAAGAAAAAGUUCACCCAACUGAAAUAGACAAUGUUAUAUCUGCUGAAUUCCCAAGUCCAUUUGAAGACUCUAGCCUCUAUACAGUGGUGACCAAAAAUAUGAUUCACGGACCAUGUGGAAACCUUAAUAUGAAUGCACCAUGUAUGAAGGAAGGCAAGUGCAGUAAGAAAUAUCCCAGACAAUUGGUUACAGACACACAAACUGGACAUGACGGUUAUCCUCUCUAUAGAAGACGAGCACCAUCAGAUGGUGGCUUCACGGCAAAACUCAAGAUUAGAGGCAACACAGAAGUAGAAGUGGACAACAGAUGGGUUGUUCCAUAUUCUCCACUCCUUUCUAAAAUGUUUCAAGCACACAUUAAUGUUGAAUAUUGUAACUCAAUAAAAUCCAUUAAGUACAUCUGUAAAUAUGUGAACAAGGGAAGUGACAUGGCUAUUUUCGGACUCACUAAUGAAAACAGAAACGACGAAGUAUCUCAAUACCAGCUGGGAAGAUAUAUCAGCAGUAACGAAGCAAUUUGGCGGAUUUUCAGUUUUCCGAUCCAUGAACGCCAUCCAACUGUUGUUCACCUUAGUGUGCAUUUAGAAAAUGGUCAAAGAGUCUACUUUACAACAGAUAAUGCUGAAACAGUUGCUGCUGAACCACCAAAUACAACCUUGACAGCAUUCGUUCAGCUGUGUGAACAGGAUUUGUUUGCAAGGACACUGCUAUAUCCCGAAGUUCCAAAAUAUUAUACUUGGAAUGCAUCCAGAAAGGUCUUCUCCAAAAGAAAACAAGGAGUAUCAGUUUCAGGGCAGGAUGCAGUUGCCACAGAAGCCUUGGGUCGUGUGUACACCGUUCAUCCUAACAAUGCUGAGCGCUUUUUUCUAAGAAUACUACUUCACACUGUUCGAGGACCAACGUCUUUCACAUUUUUAAAAACUGUCAAUGGAGAGGUAUGUAAUACUUUUAGAGAGGCAUGCCAAAAGCUUGGAUUAUUAGAGGAUGAUCAACACUGGAAUUUUACUUUAUCAGAAGCAGCAUUGCAAUCUUCACCAGCUCAAAUAAGAAACCUUUUUGCCAUCAUCCUGACAACUUGCUAUCCAUCAAACCCUAGUGGAUUAUGGGAAAAACACCAAGAAAGCAUGAGUGAAGACAUCCUUGCAAAACUUCAAAGAGACAAUCCCACCAUUGACUUAAAAUUUUCUAGAGAAAUUUUUAAUGAGACACUUAUACUAUUAGAAAACAGAUGUCUGGCCAUCAGUAACAGAACAUUACAACAGUUAGGUGUACAGCCUCCAGAAUGA
This is a messenger RNA of Anolis sagrei ordinatus, 1618 nucleotides long. The record is from RefSeq and is a predicted model, not a curated record. Lineage: Eukaryota; Metazoa; Chordata; Lepidosauria; Squamata; Anolidae.